AUGGAUAGCGAAGAUGAACGCGACUGGGAGGAACUGAAGCGACUUGGUGGCGUCGCUCACUGCUCGAGGAAAUACCACGAAGCAGCUGAGUAUUACCGUCAGAGUAUUGAGAUCAGAACGGACAAGGCCAAGCUCCACGCGAAUCGAGCGGCGUCUCUGAUGAUGCUGAUGCAGAUCACAGAAGCUCAGCAGGAAUGUCGCCGUUCGAUUGAAGUGGACGCAACCUACGCACGCGCGUAUCUUCGCUUAGGUCGAAUCCAAGUGCUGCUGGGCGAUACUGGCCAUGCGCAAGCGAAUCUGGAUACUGCGAGGCAGUUGAUGGAAGGACGUGGAGGUGAAAUUCGAGCAGGAGACCAGGCAGACCACGCGUCGCUCACCAAGAUGGAAGACACCAUCAAGAAGUUGACGGUGCUACAAGGCGAGAUCAAGUGGUACGUUGACGCUGGCGACUAUAAACAGGCUCUCGUACACACCGACAGCGCUCUGGCUCUCGCUCCAAGCAGCAGAAAGCUACAGGUUCAAAAAGGCCAAAUUCUACUUGGUCAAAGAGAAUUCGAUCAACUCGUCGAGUUUUGUGACUCAAUUAUUGAAAAACAGCAAAGAAGUCAGCGAAAGAUGCCUAGUCCUGCGAGUGGAGAUGGCAUGAACGUCAAGACGCUGAGACGCCAAACGGUGGAGAAGAUUACAGUGGUGGGCAUUGAUCUGGGAUUACUGUGGGCCACAUCGCUGCAUUACCAGAACAAAGUGGACGAUGCCGUGCGGAUACUUAACGCUCUGGAAGUGGUGGCACCUUGCAGCUCGCACGUGAUUCAGCUGAAAAGACAGUGGCAAGACAUGAAGCAACUUAAACACAACGGCAACGAACGAUUCAAGCGAGGAGAGUACCAAGAAGCCGUGCGGUUCUACUCAGAGGCGGUGCUGAUCGACCCACAGCAUCAAGAGUUCUGUGCGGUUAUCUAUUGCAAUCGUGCAGCAGCUCAGAUGGGGCUGGCACGCUAUCACACGGCGAUUCUGGACUGUAAUGAGGCGUUGCAACGCAAGUCAACGUAUCCUCGUGCGCUGCUACGUCGAGCUCGCUGUCAUGUGGCGUUGGAAAUGUUCCACGAAGCGGUCAAGGACUUUGAUCGCUAUUUACGGGAACAACCGCGUGACGUGUCCGUAGACGGCACUGCCGACGUGCGUCGGGAGCGUAACGAAGCGAAAGCAGCGAUCGCGAAAGCGCGGGAACAAGCGAGACAGCGAGAGGCGACCAAGAAGCGUGCGGAGCGAGAACAACGUCAGAGACGUCAACGCCGCUGGGAGGAGCCGUCGUGGAAUGAUAGCACCUUCAACGAGAACUUCCGGCGGAAUACUGGUAGUAAUGGCUACGGAGGACACCAAUCGUCUGGUGCUGGUAGUCGAGCUUCGUUCAUGGCGCCGAAGACUCAACGGCGAACGCAUUACGAUGUUCUUGGGAUUGAGAAGGCAGCAACGACAGACCAGAUCAAGAAGGCGUAUCGUAAGCUGGCACUUGUGUAUCAUCCAGACAAAGCCAAGACGUCGACUCACGCGGACUUGUUCAAGGAGAUGACAGCCGCGUACAAUGUGCUUUCCGACGAAAGUGCUCGCUCCAAAUACGAUCGAGAGCUGAUCUACAAUCGAUUUGGCAACUUUUACGAGAAUUGA
Phytophthora infestans T30-4 is the source of this 1665-nucleotide messenger RNA. RefSeq lists its product as uncharacterized. Gene Ontology annotation, molecular function: protein binding. The transcript has 4 exons. The record is from RefSeq and is a predicted model, not a curated record. The coding region runs from base 1 to 1665 and encodes 554 amino acids. Lineage: Eukaryota; Oomycota; Peronosporomycetes; Peronosporales; Peronosporaceae.